Molecule: messenger RNA, 5614 nt
Organism: Sycon ciliatum
Lineage: Eukaryota; Metazoa; Porifera; Calcarea; Leucosolenida; Sycettidae
Product: TOG array regulator of axonemal microtubules protein 1-like
Exons: 15
Coding region: 172-4866 (1564 amino acids)
Biological process (GO): microtubule cytoskeleton organization
Cellular component (GO): cytoplasmic microtubule; cilium
Molecular function (GO): microtubule binding
Source: RefSeq, a predicted model, not a curated record
GUUGGGCGGUGAAGACCGACGACGAUUGAAGUCUACUCGCCUCACAAUGGUAUUGUGAACUCUGCCGUCGGCUUUCGGUUGACGGCAAAGGCCGAGGAAAGUUGCAUUGGGCCGCUUGGCUUUGGCUGUGGGCGUUAUAGCUCUCCUCUGCCAAGCAUUACGUGCAAGAGAAUGGCCACCAAUGUCGGAGAUGGGCCGAAGAAAAACGGAGCGCUGCUCGAUGCUGGGAACCUUUUCUCGUCGCCAUCGCCACCGUUUCUAUCAGAGGAGUUUCUGGAACGCUCCAAGACCCUUACUCGCCUCGAAAACGAUCCAAUGUCGCCCACCGCUGGCACCGCCAGCGCUCACUUGAAUAGAUGGUAUCCUAACACUUUACCGCUUUCCCUUGAUGCUGCAAUGGAGACGGGAGCGAAUAGCAGCAUCGAUCCCGGCAAGCCGCUUGCGUCGGAGGCGACGUUCAUCGACCCGGACAGCAGCGUCGCUGAAUUGGCCAGGGUGACAGGCGUUAGUUCGAUUGCCCCCGGCGAUCGGAAUCUAAGCUUCGGGUUCGUGCCGGCUGACGUUGUGCGGCGGCUUGGUGACGAGAGCAACUGGCGGAGGCGCGCCGAGGCCAUAGAGGAGCUACACAUGCUCGUGUCGAAACUGCCUUCACGAAACUCUCAUUCUCCCGGCGAGCAUGACGUGCAGUCGUUGCUUGCCUUUCUCAUCACGCGGGUAGACGAUGUGAACUUCAAGGUAGGCCUCACUGCGCUGAACAUUGUUACCCUGCUGUUGCGCAACUGUCCAUCAGCUGCCAGCGCUGUAUCUGCAUCGCUGAUGGAUUGCUUGUCGAAACGACUGGGUGAUAGCAAGAUUGUGAUCAGGCAGGCACACAUGCUCUUGCUCAUGCAACUCAUGGAGGUGCUGGGGGCGGACAGUGUUAUCCAGAACAUCUUGAACCUGUCGCUGAACAGCCGCCAGUGGAGGGUGCGCGAGGAGGCCAUCAACGUGGCGACGGCAGGUAUGCUACGCUUCCCGCGCAGCGACAUCAAUCUGGAGAUAUGCGCGGCGCAGCUGGCACCGACGCUGCUCGACUGCAAGCAGCGCGUGCGCCAGGCGUCCAUGGAGGCAAUGGCCGUGCUGGCGCACGCACUGGGCGACGGCAACCUGCAGCCACUGGUCGCCAUCGUGUCUGAUCUGGAGAGGUGCGCCGUUGCGCCUGAGCUAUUGAACGCCGUGCUGGCGCGGCUGAGUCGCCGCCAGAUGCCUCACUUCAGCAGCGACGGCCUGGUGGAGCACUCGAUACAGGUGGCAACGUCGUCUGCUACGGCCGCUCGUCUGCGCGGCUCGGGCGCCGAUAUCGAUUGGAUCCUUGCCGCUGCCUCACCGAACGCCGCAAGCCGACCGCCUAGCUCCUCGGUACUACCUAGCGGUAUGGCCACACCAGCGGGUAUGUCAGCCACAUCAGCUACCCCGGCUACUCCGGCAUCACCCUUAAGUGGCCUGCUCAGUAGGCAGGACUACACACUCCUCGAUGGAUCCGAUGCCUUUCGGCCCAUCAGCACAGCGUCGUCGGCGACGUCGAGUGAGCUCACACACGUGCCGCGCCCGCGCUUCUCCAGUGCUGGUCGCAAGCAGUUGCCUUGGGAGUUACCCUUGCAUAGCUCCAGCGACCCGCCAGUGUCAGCUAUGGGUCAGAAAAGAGAACAGGCGCACAGUGCUCCAAGUGUGUCCGACCGUCUCGCCGCGAUGACAGACGAGAUAUUGCCACCGAAACCACCCCUGCGCAGUCGUAUAUCCUGGACCAAUCCACCCGGUGGACCGCCGGCACCCUUUCAGCCACGGACAAACGGCGGCGGUGGUGGUGGAGGAACCGGACACCCGAUAGCCAUGCAGAGGCGAGCGACUGUCGAUCAAUUUGAUCUCUCCACGCUGGAUGAACAGCUUGCAAAAGUGGGCAAGAGCAGCCGUGAGGAACGACCCGACACGGCCGAUCUCGACGACGGCUCCACGUUCAUGCCCAUCCGAAGUCGUCCCAGUCAGCUGCAGCUACUCGAGGCUCAGGCCUUGCGCCGUGCACAGGAGCAAGACCUGCGAGCACUGGGUGGCUUUGACGAUGUAGUCCCACCAUUGCCUCCCGAUAUACCAAGGUUGAAUGAGUGGGGCAGAGAGGAGACACCAAGAUUCAACGCGAAGCCACCCCCAGCGCCUAAGAAAACAUCAACAACUGCAUCAACAACUGCAUCACACGUCCCCCUCACAAAUAGAAGAGUCUUGUCGAAACCCAUAAAGGCUCAGCAGUCCUUUGGUUAUUCAGGGUCACAAGCCGAUGCUCUUAGAGAUAGAAGCAGCAGCAAUGCGGAUCACACUGCUGCUUCAGCCGUUACCGGCACACACGCCUUAGUAAGGCAGAAGGAUGGCAGCACCACCGGUGCAAGCAGCGGCACUGCUUCCGCAUCCAGCGGCUACUCCAGUGCAACACCAGCGUCCAGUGGUCGUGACAGCGCUGCAUCGACACCUGCCACCUACAACACCAGUUCAACAUUCAGCAGUGGCUUUCUGAGUCCGACACAAGAACCCACUGGAUUCUUGGGUGCUGGCAGCCUGCUAACUUCGGAUAAACUACCUGUUGAUAAAUCCUCUUUGGAGAGGAGCUCCACAAAAUCAACUGUUCCACCGGUGAGGCCUGUAACUCGACUUGGCUUAUCACCAUCGCUUCAAGCCACCCUUGCUAGGCGAAAGCAGGAGAACGAAACAGAGCGUCGUCGGCAGGAAGAGGAAAGUGACACGGGACUGCUCGACGUCUGGCCAGAAGACACAUCUAGCUGCACGUCACUGUCCAGUCAACCCUCAGAAAUUGCACGCGAGUCUCCACCAUCUGAGCUGGAUGAUGUCGAUAUGCCCUCAAGUUCUCGGCAUCCACGCCCACCAACAGGCAGGACCACUGACUUUUCAGCCUCCUCCCAGGGACUAAGGAAGCAAAUCAGUGGAGGAGCAACAACACUAGGCAUGAAGACGCCAACGCGAUCUGGCAGCCAGCAGCUCUCUCUUUCAAUGCCCUCGCCACGUCUUCUCCAGGAAGUCCGACAAGCCUCAAGUCAGUCCACCAGCAUGUGCAAUGACGCAGAGCAGGACAGUGAGAAGUAUGAGCCACUGGUUCAUCCCUCCACUGCGGUCGCCAACGCCCUGAAAUGGAUGGACAGCGGCGAAGACUGGGAGCAGAUAUGCACGGGUCUGAGGACUGUCCGCUCGCUUGCCGAGCAUCACAACGACGUCCUGGGGAAAUCCCCACAGCUGCAGAUCGUUCUCCUCGGCGUUGUGAACAAUGUGAAGAACCUGCGCUCGUCGGUUGCACGCCUGGCCAUGCGCAUACUACAGGACCUGUUUGUGUAUAUGACAAAGGACAUGGAGCAGUGCUUGGAGAGUACAGUACGUGUGCUGCUGCAACGCUGCGGAGAUUCCAGCAGCUUCCUGAAGGAAUCUGCAGAGAUGGCAGUCAUGAAGCUGGCACAGUUCAUGCACUCACCGAAGGCUGCUGCCGCGCUCAGCAAUGUCGGCAAAACUCACCGCAAUGUAGGUGCUCGCACAGCAACGUCAGCCGCCCUAGGGCAGGUGAUAAUGACGGUGGGCGUGAAGCGCUCUAUUCGCUCCCGUGAGAUCAUGGAGCCCUCCCUGCCAGUGCUCAGUGUGUUCACCAAGGAUGCAUCAGCUGAAGUGCGUUACUAUGCCAGAAGGGCCAUAAACAACCUGAUGAAAUGUCCGAAGGAACUGAAAGCAGCCGGCCAGUUUCUAAAGCCAGCCGAUAGGGAGAAGCUGGAGACUGCCAUUGCUCACAUAAAGAGAAAGGGAGUUGGUGAUUUGCCAGGCGGCCGCUCAAAGCGUGGCCCACUGGAGCGUCAGCUGUCCUCGGAAUCCUGGGCCUCCACCAACUCGUUUGCUUCCACCGAUUCGUACACCGCCACCGACUCGUACGCCUCGUCGGACCCGUUUGGCACCGCCGAUGCACUGGCAUCCACCCGCUCUGUCAAACUGCCUCUCGGCAAUGCUUCUCAAGGAACACACGGUGCAAUGGGUACACUUGAUGGACCAGGACCUAUGGUUGGUGCGCGGGCUGCCGGCCCCACAUCACGUAUCAUAAGGCAACACACCACGGGAGGAUCUGGUGGAGGUCCGUUACCAUCAGCAAUCAUAGCAAACUUGGUCUCCACGGACAGCAAGGCCAGAGACAAUGCCCUCGGUGAUCUGUCUGAUCUUGCCAAGCAAAAGCCCGCUGUCAUCACACAGCAUGCCAUAAAGAUAUUCGAUGCAUUCACACCACGCUUGAAUGACGCCAACAGCAAGGUAGCUCUUCGUGCUCUCACAUGCCUCAAUGAUCUCUUUGCGCUGGCCUCGGUGGUGGAUGUGUGGCCCCGCGUGGCCAAAGCUCUCAUGCCAGCUAUCUUUUCUGCACUAGCGUCUCGCCACGCCAGUAUCCGCUCCUCGGCUGACAAGGCCCUUCAGCAUGCCAUUGCAGCAAUUGAUGGUAUGGUGCUGUUACCGAUGAUCGCCUCCAUUGCUCAGUUCGGCAACAAGAGUGUCAAAGCGCAAGCAAUUGGUGCAAGCGCAGAUGCGUUUGACUCUUGCUAUGAGGAGUAUCCGAAAACCGCUACACGCUCCGUGCUUCCCGUGGUGUGGCACUCAGCUAGUCUUCUAGCCGGCAAGGUCUCCAAGGCAACUACAUCCUUUGCACCAGUGUCUCCAGCACUCAAACUGGCCGCUGCCAAGCUUAUACACAUCGUCUUCGACCGCAUAGAGGACACGCUCAUAACAUCAGCUCGACAGCAGCUCACUGGUGAAGAAGUAAAGAUCCUCAACGGAAUUCUUGAGCACCCUCCACCAAUGGAAUGAAGAUCCAUGAUCGGCGCCUUUUUUCCACAGGUUGGCCAGGGUGUAAUGGGCAGCAUUACGCUUACCAUACGGAAACUUCAGGUCCUGCGUAAAUUCUAUAUUCCCGCAGAGCCCAACAGAUGAGUCGAGGGUCGUCCAGUCUCGUCUCUAUUCGGUACAAUAAGGAGUUCUGAACCCUUCUAACGUUGCAAUCAUGAACAGAUGGUGACCAGGACCGUAUUUGGGAAAGACAGGCAACCUCCACAUGACCAGAAUGGAAUUUAUCAUUGCAAUCAUCACCUUUCAUGACAACGAAUUGGAGCCAAUCUGUCUACGUUUCCUAUCAGCAAGUAGUUACGUCAUCACUCAUCACUGAUCGCAUGCAAUGCAGACCCCCAAUGCAGAGCAGCAGAAUGGCUAUUUCUCUUCUUUUUCUAUUUAUCUCACCCGGCCAACGGGCAGCGUCCAACUAGAUGGCGCCCGGAUGAUCUAGAGCAGCUGUUUGUUAUCAUUCCACCGUCUUAUCACCAAUGCUUCAUCACUACAUCUGUCGUGUCAUUGCAUGUGAAGUUUCGCUGAUCCAUGCUUUUACUGUGAGCAGAGGUCUCCGUUCAGCGACAGCAAUCGUUUCGUAUUUACCGCCAUAUCAGUUGUUCUGCUACUUCAAGUAUAAGUAAUCUGAUCUAAUCUUCAGUUCUCUGUGAUUGGAUGUUGUAACCCUGCUAUAAUCUAUACAGUAUCAGGGAGGAAUCGGACAGUCUAGCAGUGA